AUGCCCAAGCGCACCAUGGGAGGGAGGGCCGACACUGGGUUCGACGCCAUGGCGCACAAAGCAUCCAAGCACCGUGCGAAGCUGCACAUGGAGAAACCCCUCCCCGCCGGCGAGGGGUCCAGCCGGCAGCAGGGCGGCCGUGACGUCGUCGACCACGUCCAGGCUCCGGUGCAGGUGUCACCUAUGCUGGAGCAGGUGACUCCUCUGCCACGCCAUCUGCCUUCUCUGCCGCAGCCCGUGGUCAACGUAGCUGCUCUGGCUCCUCAGACGGAGCAGGUGACGCCUCCUGUGCCCGAGCCUGUGGUCGUCGCAACACCGCCAUUUAUGUGGGCCCCGCUAGCUGCUCUGGCUCCUCAGACAGAGCAGGUGUCUCCUCUGUCGCGGGUGACGCCUCCGGUGCCCGAGCCUGUGGUCGCUGGCGACGUCAACAAAGACGACGUUAGUAGCUCCUCUGGCUCCUCUGCCGGAGCAGGUGGUGGCUCCUCAGCCUCAGCCGGGUGUUCGUCUGCCGCGGAUGUUGCCUCCCCUGCCCCCACCUGUGGUCGUCACCGACGAGAACGAAGAAGAGGCAAGCUUGGGAAAAAUGUGUGGCAAAAUGUGGUCCUAAGUGACGACGUCGACAGCGACCAAGAAACCCAGAGGAUCUACAGGAGGCAGAAGGCGAGGGAGCUGAACAGUGGUGUGCUUGAGAAACGUAUCAGGCCAUGA
Molecule: messenger RNA, 708 nt
Organism: Triticum turgidum subsp. durum (durum wheat)
Lineage: Eukaryota; Viridiplantae; Streptophyta; Magnoliopsida; Poales; Poaceae
Source: the annotation of a GenBank genome assembly